This is a messenger RNA of Eucalyptus grandis, 1299 nucleotides long. Its product is annotated as disease resistance protein RPV1-like. Lineage: Eukaryota; Viridiplantae; Streptophyta; Magnoliopsida; Myrtales; Myrtaceae. Gene Ontology annotation, molecular function: ADP binding. The record is from RefSeq and is a predicted model, not a curated record. Gene Ontology annotation, biological process: signal transduction; defense response. Bases 224 to 1174 code for a protein of 316 amino acids. The transcript has 2 exons.
GAGAAACUGUGUCAUAUUUCGCCUGGAAAAAAGAAAAAAAGAAAAAAGGAACUACAGAAACUUUCUCUUGAGAUCCCCCUAUAUAAAUCAAUGGGUCGUGCCCGUUUUAAUUUGCAGUGACAUUUCUACUUGUCUAGCAACUUUUGGCUUCAUAGAGCUCAGAAAUCAGCUUUUGCUGAACUGGUGCUACUCUGGUGUUUAAUUUUCUCCACAAUUGGUCGCGAUGGAAGGGUGUGACUAUGAAGUGUUCUUAAGCUUCAGGGGACCCGACACGCGCACCAGCAUCACCGAUCACCUCUACACCCGUCUCACAGAAGCAGGGGUCCGGACAUUUAGAGAUGACGAAGAGCUCCGCAUCGGUGAAGAGAUCGGCCCAGAUCUCAUAAGAGCCAUUGAGCAGUCGAAGAUCUCCAUACCCAUAUUCUCUAAAAAUUAUGCUUCCAGUAAAUGGUGUCUCAAGGAGUUGGCCCAAAUGGUGGAGUGUAGGAAAUCAAGGGGACAGAAAAUCAUGCCCAUUUUCUACUACAUCGAACCAUCUGAGGUUCGAUACCAGACCGGUGGUUAUGGUGACGCCUUUCAUUCACAUGAAAAGAAGAAGCGGGUGGAUGAGGAGACCAUCCCCGAGUGGAAAGCUGCUCUCAAUGAGAUUGGCGGGUUAAAGGGGUGGAACAUAGAGAACAUAGCUAACCGGCACGAAGGACAACUAGUUAAACAGGUCGUUACCAACGUUUUAAGUGAGCUGAAGAAGGCUUAUUUGGCGGUUAGUGACUUCUUGGUUGGCGUUGACUACACAGUGAAAGAAAUUACGGGGAUUAUUGACACUGCCACCGAUGAUGUAAAGAUCGUGGAAAUCCAUGGUAUGGCUGGCAUCGGAAAGACGACUCUUGCCAAAGUAGUCUACAACCAGUAUUCUCGGGACUUUGCUUACUGUUGUUUCCUUCCUGAUGUUAGAGAUACUUCAAACUCAAAAGGAAUUGUGUAUUUGCAGAACCGACUAAUUUCAGAUCUCUCAAAACAGACAUUUUCGAGUAUCGAUAGCAAGGACGAGGGAAUGAGGACAAUCAAAGAGAGAUUUUCUAGAAAGAAAGUCCUUGUUCUUUUUGACGAUAUUGACGAUGAGAGUCAACUAACUGCACUUUUGGGGGGCAAGUUUGCUUUGGUUCUGGAAGCUUGAUACUUAUAACCACAAGAAAUGAAAGGGUUCUCCGUGCAUUCCAAGUGAAGUUGAUUUAUCAUAUUGGUGUAUUGGAUUCUGAUAGUUCCCUUCAGCUAUUUAGCAAGCAUGCUUUUAGAAGAGAU